AUGGUUCCUCGGUGGUGUCAUCCACUAAUCAUUUACAAUGGGGAGGCUACCUGCUAUUCACCCCGUGGAGGAAAUUACCGCAGCAGCCUGGGGACACGCUGUGCGCUCUCCUGCAACCGUGGGUAUCGCUUGAUCGGCCCGAGGUCUGUGCAAUGCUUAAUGAACCGCCACUGGUCGGGGAUUAUCUACUGUAGACAAGUUCGAUGCUACACAUUGCCAGCAUUUCAGCACGGGUCUUACCACUGCUCCAAUGGGGUGAAGAUUGAUUCUCACUGUCACUACACCUGCCAACUGGGGUAUCAACUAGAAGGUGACCGCACCCGUGUGUGCAUGGAAGAAGGGCGCUGGAGCGGUAGUGUGCCAAUUUGUGUAGACACAGAACCUCCUCAAAUCCGGUGUCCGGAUUCUCGAGAGCGAAUAGCAGAGCCUGGCAAACUGACCGCCAGAGUUUACUGGGAUCCACCCCGUGCAAAGGAUUCUGCUGACGGCAUCAUCAAAAAACUGAAACGCCGGGGCCCAGAACCAGGAUCCGAGUUUUCAGAAGGAGAACAUCUUAUUCGCUAUGCUGUCUAUGACCAGGCGCACAAUCGAGCCACGUGCAAAUUUUUGGUGAGGGUUCGAGUGAGUCGCUGUCCCACCUUGAAGGCGCCCGAACAUGGAUAUCUCAGCUGCAGUUCAGCAGGGAACAAUUAUGGUGCCAUCUGUGAAUACCAGUGCAACGGAGGCUUUGAGCUAGAGGGGACCCGUUCACGGGUCUGCCAGUCCAGCCGCCAAUGGUCAGGUUCUCAGGCCAGGUGUACCCCCAUGCAAAUCAAUGUAGACGUCAACUCUGUCGCAGGCCUUUUGGAUCAGUUUUAUGAAAAGCGCAGAUUGCUGGUCGUCUCGGCUCCCGACUCCUCAGACCGCUACUAUAAGAUGCAGAAUGCCAUGUUGCAACAAGCAACUUGUGGGUUGGACAUGCGUCACAUGACCGUGAUUGAACUGGUGGGUUUGCCACCUCGGGACGUGGGGCGGAUCCGGGAGCUCCAACUCUCCGAAAAGAUAGUGGAAGAACUGAGGCAGCUCCUGCACAUCAGUCAUUCUCGCUUCAACGUAGUGUUGAUUGACAAAGACGGCACCGACCGCGACCGCUACAUCCAGCCAGUGACGCCGGAUGAGCUGUUCUCCUACGUGGAUAUGUACCUGCUGAGCACCCAGGAACAGUCACAGCAAGAACAAAACAGGGACAUGUGCGAGUGACAAGGAACUUCCUGGUUGCCUUUGGCCAACAACGUCAACCCAAUGGUCUUGUUUCCCAUUAGCCAAGGUGGUUAGGGGUGAAACCCGAAAAGCAACAGUUGGAUUUCAGUCAAGGUGGCAGCAGAAGUUUCUUUUCUGACCCUGUAAGCAGGAAUGCAGAGCUUUCUCGUGGCCUGGUUAAUAUCUACCAAUGUUGGAGGCACUAUUCCAAAAGAGAUGCUUUCUCAAAUGUACAUUUUUUUUCCCAUAAAGAGAGCACUUAAGACUCUUUUUGCCUGGAUCAUAAUUCUCUUCACCCUUAUAAAGCAGGAAGUUGAUGGGUGGAUGUGGAUGGGUUUGGUCUCCAGUUCCUACCCACCUCAACCCGAGCAUGACCAAGGAUUUCCAGAGUUGCGGUUUAACAUCUAGAGCACUUCAGCGCAAGACCAGCUCUAGCCAAGGAUACCGCUGAGAUAACUGGUGUAGAACAAGAUCUUCUGAUUUGUCCUUCCUGCUCUCUUCUUAGCUUCGCUCUUCUUUGGGGACAUGGUCAAAAGAUAGGGCUCACCAAAAACUAAGUUAGCUUAAUUGCAAACUCACGGACUACCCCGUUUUCACCUACUAUCCUGGUCAAAUAACAAGCCAACAUUCCUGAGUUUUGGGCUCUAUAAUCAGAGAUGAACCAGGGCUAAAAUCACAGGGCUUCCAGUUUCUUUCUAUCCUUCUGUGGUGGGUAAAAUGAGGUCCCAGGUUGUUGGGGGCCCCGCUUAGAGAGGGCUGUAAAGCACUGUGAAGCGGUAUAUAAGUCUAAGUGCUAUUGCUAUUGCUAAAAUAGUCAAGCUUACUAUUAAAAAAUAGGUUUUGCAACGUGGAUAUGAGGUCAGAGAAAGAGACCUUCAAAAAGACAAAAGGGAAACCAUGGAAGCAAAUCUAUCUACAGGUGCCUAUUUUGCUAGGAGAACAUCAAGGCUACAGACAGAAGAAACUCAAUGCAAAAGGGAAGCUCCUUGUAGCUCCACAUUUCCCAGAUGCUUCUCCAUAGCAGCACCAACAACAUAGCAUGGACUCCUCGGAGAUCAGAUUGACCUCUUCCCCUUCCCCUGGUAAUUUUUAGGAAGUUCUGAAAAAGGAGAGCUUUGUAAAAGCACAUUUCAAUAUGCCUCUUCUUAUUUAUUUCUCAUGGCGUGGGAGAUUUGGCUUGUUUGCUGAUUUGAUUUGAUUGUUUUCUGUUCUGACAUUGUAACUGCUGUACAUUGUAAGACUGAAGGUUAAAAAUCAAAUAAAUUCAUUAAUUUGUAAGAGGGCUAGCUUUUAAGAGGGCUGGGAGCCCCAGUGGUGCAGUGGUUAUGUGCAAUAUU
Messenger RNA from Thamnophis sirtalis, 2576 nucleotides. NCBI's taxonomy places the organism in Eukaryota, Metazoa, Chordata, Lepidosauria, Squamata, Natricidae. The record is from RefSeq and is a predicted model, not a curated record.